Molecule: messenger RNA, 186 nt
Organism: Entrophospora sp. SA101
Lineage: Eukaryota; Fungi; Glomeromycota; Glomeromycetes; Entrophosporales; Entrophosporaceae
Source: the annotation of a GenBank genome assembly
CGAGGAGUUCCAGUUGCUACAGUUGCGAUUAAUAAUUCAACAAAUGCAGCAUUAUUAGCAAUACGUCAAUUAGGUUCAUUCAUUCCAGAAUAUUUAGAAAAGAUGCAAGCGUUUAUGGCAAAACAAGAAAAAGAAGUUCUUACAAAAGUCGAAAGAUUAGAUAAAGUUGGAUGGGAAAAUUAUUAA